CUACUGUGCAGUGUGACAGGAAGUAAAGUAUUAACUUGCAAAUCAUGAGCUUAAGCGGAGAGGAGUCAAAAGUCCGGUAGCAAUAGAUGUAUUUGAGUUUAACUGGGUGUACGCUAUCAGGCAGUGGUCUGAGAAGGCAAGCCGAAAACUUUUCUUUCCAAGACUGAAGCGACACAGAGUGAGUUGUCAUCGAGUCUUGAACCCCAUUCCCAUCGGAAGACUAGGAUGGGAGAGACGGAGCCGGGGAGAAUAAUUUCCCCGGUGAAAAACUUCGUCGCAGGUGGAGUCGCCGGAGCGUGCCUUUUAUUUGCCGGACACCCACUUGAUACGAUCAAGGUUCGCCUUCAAACACAACCCAAAGCCUCCCCCACCCAAUAUGUGCUCUACACAGGAACAUAUGACUGUUUUAGAAAGACGGUGUCCAAAGAGGGAGUUCUGGGUCUUUACAAAGGCAUGGGGGCCCCUCUGGCUGGCGUUGCCCCGAUGAUGGCCAUCAGCUUCUUCGGCUUCGGACUGGGGAAGCAGCUGCUUCAGUCUGACCCCAACAUCCCUCACACGUCUGCUCAGAUCUUCAUGUCUGGUAUGUUGGGAGGAAUCUUCACCACCGUGAUUGUAGCACCUGGAGAAAGAAUAAAGUGUUUGCUUCAGGUUCAGUCCACUUCUGGUCAGUUAAAGUAUGCUGGACCUGUGGACUGUGCAAUCAGGCUUUACAAGGAGCAGGGGAUUCGCAGUGUUUACAAGGGAACAGUUCUAACUCUUAUCAGAGAUGUGCCUUCCAAUGGUCUAUAUUUCCUGACCUAUGAGAGUUUGAAACGUUUACUAACGCCGGAAGGUGAAAGUGUUCACAACCUCAGUACUCCCAAAAUUAUCCUAGCUGGCGGAACAGCAGGCAUCUUGAAUUGGGUGAUUGCCCUCCCUCCAGAUGUGCUAAAGUCCAACUUCCAGACAGCUGCGGAUGGACGCUACAGGGGACUAAUGGAUGUUCUCAGGGAAUUGCUACGAGAGGAAGGAGCGCGUGCACUCUACAAAGGAUUCAGUGCUGUCAUGCUGAGGGCUUUUCCUGCCAAUGCGGCUUGUUUCCUGGGUUUUGAAGUGGCCCUGAAAGGCCUGAACUGGAUGGCUCCUGGCUGGUGAUCUGUUUGAUUCUGAGGAGACCUCCUUCAAGUAUGGCCUGCCACAGCACACAGUGGAUAUGCCUUUAGUUCUUACACCCUGACAGUAUUGGUCAGUAGGCCUAAUGUUCUAUUUAAAGAGCAUUUUAAGUGUGUGCUAUAUUACGUCUUUUUGUAUUAACAAAAAUAAAUUAUUUUAAGACUACAAUGAUGGUGUUCUUCACAAACAGUGAGGUUUUUUUUUUCAAAUGUUAUUUUUUGGAACUUCUGUGGAACCAGUUGUUUGAAUGUAUGUUUUUUUUCUGGGCCAAAAAUGCAGACAACAUUUUACAAACUUUAUAGAAAUAAAGAUACAGAAUGUACAGGGAAAUGUAAAAAUGCAAUCAUAGGCCACCAAUUAAAGUUUUUUUUUUUAAAUCAGAAACUAGGCUACAUGGUGCACUUUUAUUGUGAAUUACAUUUGUAGUUGUACAGUUUGAAUACCAUAAGAUGUGCAUAUCUCAAGAUGUAAUGUAUUAGGUCUAUUUAUAUAACUACAUACAUUCUCAGAAAUACCAGUUCAUGCUACACCAAUCAACCAAAUAUGCACAUUGUUGCUGUCUGAAACCCGUUAAAAGGUUAUAAUGUUAAAAUGUGUGUGCCCAAAUGAUGUGAACUGAGGAACUGUGGAAUAUUUGAUGAAAAGCCUAAUGUGGAAAUAUUUUAAAGAUGUAAUUUUUAUUCCAAGAAUCUUUGUAGAUUUUGUUCUUUUGAAAUAAAUACUUUAUUAAUCA
Sardina pilchardus (European sardine) is the source of this 1885-nucleotide messenger RNA. RefSeq names its product mitochondrial carnitine/acylcarnitine carrier protein. The record is from RefSeq and is a predicted model, not a curated record. The transcript is spliced from 9 exons. Gene Ontology annotation, biological process: carnitine transmembrane transport; mitochondrial transport. Gene Ontology annotation, cellular component: mitochondrial envelope. Lineage: Eukaryota; Metazoa; Chordata; Actinopteri; Clupeiformes; Clupeidae. Gene Ontology annotation, molecular function: O-acyl-L-carnitine transmembrane transporter activity. Bases 226 to 1134 code for a protein of 302 amino acids.